AUGGCGCGUGAUCUAAAAAUUUGCUAUAAUCACAAAGCGUCGACGUUGCCGCGCACGGCGAACUUGGCGAACGGAACGACUCCGGCCUUCUCUUGGCUCCCCUGCCGCAUCCCUCGCUCUAAGUCCACCACCAACGUCGCACCCGCGUCCGAUGCCGCGUUCAGCUACCCCUCCAAGGAUAAUCGCGAGUUUGGGGGGCUCAUCUUCGCUCCUCCGCCGCCGUCAUCAUCAGCCCAUACGACGAGAACCGCGGGUGUGGAAACCGUCCUCUCCGCUGGGCGGCCGCUACCGCUGUUUCCGGUCCACCUCCAAGAUCCGUCCCGCCAACGCGCCUUCAAGGAGAACCGCGAGGACCACCCCACCCCUUUGAGGAAUCCGGAAAUCCCCUCGCAAACGCCUCCGCGGUCAUCCACCGCCCCACCGGCCACGGGGAGACGAUCGAAAGAUGGCGGGACAUCGGCGUGGGCGCGAUCCCCAGGCCGAUCGCCUCCGCCCUCCGCAUCCUCCUCCGGCGCAAGAAAGGCCAGCUACGGAUUCUUGGAGGGAUCGCUUCGGUGCAGGACGGAGCCCUCUUCGGGGGAAGAAGAGAAGCACCAGCUAAGGAUGCUGAAUUCGUGGUUGCUACUGUGGCGGUUCACCAACGUCCGGGGCGUGGCGGACGCACAGGUUCAACUGCUAUGUCAAUGGGAACCACAUGCCAAGAGACACUUUGAAGCCGUGGCCACAUUAGGGAGGUUUCUGGGAGCUGUCUAUCUCUUGCUUCCCUUGGUUGAAGGUGCCAAGUUCAUCGAUAUAUUGGAGCUGCAUUGAACAUCAUGAAAGGCAUUGCGGAUAUAGAUGGGAAGCUCUACUCCAUGUGAGCCCCAGCGACAGUGUUCUGUGUCCAGACAACCGAGCUGCACGGCUGCACUUGUCACGGUUCUGGGAGCAAAUAUGUCACCCUAAUUACUGGGAAGAAACAAGCAAAAUGUCUACUUUUCUACUAGUAUUUGAAGAACUCCUUUUGUAGAUGAGCUACUAACAGAUCUAUUUUUGGCAGAUGAACGAAGCAAGCGUUAAGAGGACGACUGAUUCAAACUAUGACAGAGGAUUGCCGUGAGUCUUCCGCCAUGAGUUGGCAUAAAAACGAAUGCACUCAGACCAUUACAAGUAGUUGCACAUUUGCUCUCAUGAAAUCACAUAUUAGACCAGGUGGUGGGAUUAUAGUGCGAGCAUCGAGAUCAUAUUAAAGGUCUCCUCGCUGGUCCGCGUCGCCCCGAGGCGUGCGGCAUCGCCGCCGGCGACGGCUCUCUCGUGGAGCAACCGGAGGGCCCGCUCCCACCUCCCGCGUCCCCCAUGCGACGCGGCGGCCUCGUUGCGGCAGAUGCGGGCGAGGCGGAAGACGAAGAGGCGGAGGGCGAGGAGGAGGUCGGCGGCGCCGGAGGAAGGGAGGCAGGUGGCGGCGAAGGGGAGCUUGAGGGCGAAGGGGCAGAGGAGGGAGAGGAGGAGCUUCCAGUGGCCGUGGCCGCCCCCUGCGAGUAACUGCAGCUUGCCUAGUACUACCAUGUGGAAAACCAUCGCUGCACUCUGCAGCAGCAGUGCCCGUCGCACUCUCUGCGUGCUGCCUUGGUUGGCCACACUACUGAAGGACGCAGCGGAUGCUUGCGUCUCGAUGUGGGACUACCAUGAUGCCGCCUGCUACUACUAGUGGCGAACGCAUAAGAUGCCCUUUUUCCAACAUUGCCGCACCAUCACCCGGUUCAACAUCCCGGUCCAUGCGGGAUACUUUAAUCAUUCUACGCAAGCAUGGGUCCGGUUCAAACUCUCUACUGUCCCUUGAGGUGGACGAGUUCUUCCGGCCACGUCAUCUUUUCCACCAUUCGCCGUUCAACACGUCAUUGACCGAGGCGGGCCCAGCCGUUUGGCUUUCUGCAAGCUGACAUCUGGUCCGCGACAUUGUCCGACGCGCGGAAACGCUCAUAUACGUCCAAAACAAGAUAUGAAGGUGACGCGGUCAUCUCUGCUUAGGAUGUCCAAUGAUCGUGUCGAACAACUCCUCGUCCAGAAUGUGACUUGCUCGCCCUAUUCCAACAACUCCUCGUCCCAUCCAUAAUGUGACAUCUCUCCUUGACUCGGAAGUGAGUUGUACUCCCUCGUUGAUCUAUGGUCUUAGGCAUGACGCUUGUGGAAUCCUUGGUACAUCUGUCUCGUUCCUUUCUUGGUUUUGAUGUGGAGAGAUCUACUAGCAAUCAAUGCAAGAUCAACACCAUUAAAUGAGA
This is a messenger RNA of Musa acuminata AAA Group (dessert banana), 2258 nucleotides long. RefSeq lists its product as uncharacterized. The record is from RefSeq and is a predicted model, not a curated record. Lineage: Eukaryota; Viridiplantae; Streptophyta; Magnoliopsida; Zingiberales; Musaceae. The coding region runs from base 1 to 810 and encodes 269 amino acids. The transcript has 5 exons.